GUGUCCUUCCUGCUGGGUGGGCUCUAUCGGUAGCAUCCGCUGAGACCGCAGUCCAGAGACAUCGGUGCAUCUGUGAAUCCUCAAGAAAAAGAAACCACCCUGUAGAUAUCCGGACGAUGACACCAUCUCCCCGCGACGCUAACGAAAUUAAACAGUAAUUAAUUCCGUUUGCUUAGAAUUUCACUCCCCGCUCGCCCGCUGCGUCCUGUCCUACGCCGUCGCCUCGUCCUGUCCCACCUCGCCCCGAUCCAUCUGGCUCGCCUGCUGCCGUCUGCAUUUUCCUCGUGCCGACUGUCGUGGGAUUUCCAUCACAAUUGAUUCCCACUUCCUCCUGAUCCGUAGUGCCCCAUCUCGCUGGAAACCCGCCUCCCCUCACGCCGCCAUCGCGCCCUCCUCAUCAUGGCCAACGAAAUCCAGCAGACUAACAAUGACCAUCUCAUUCAAUCGACCGACCCCGAGCACCCGGCCAAUUUGAUCCCGGAGCUCUGUCGCAAGUUCUACAACUGGGGCUGGGUGACUGGCACCGGUGGUGGGACUUCCAUUCGUCGCGGAGAACACAUCUUUAUUGCGCCGUCUGGCGUGCAGAAGGAGUUGAUGCAAUCGCAGAACAUCUUCGUCCUCGAGUACCCCACCCCCAAGUACCCGCCUGAGGAUCGCAAGUACAUCCGCAAGCCGCUCGCUCUGAAGCCCUCGGCAUGCACGCCGCUGUUCCUGGCCGCUUUUGAGCGGGGGGCUGGCUGCUGCAUCCACACUCACUCGCAGUGGGCCGUUCUGGUGACUCUCCUGGUUGAGCGCGAGCUGGGUCCCGGGGGCUACUUCGAGAUUAGCAACAUCGAACAGAUCAAGGGAAUUCCUCGGGGUAAGGGCAAGGGCAUGCUGGGCUUCUUCGACACCCUGCGCAUCCCCAUCAUUGAGAACACCGCUUUCGAGGAGGACCUGACUGGAGCCCUGGAGAAGGCCAUGGAGGAGAACCCCGACACCUAUGCGGUGCUGGUGAGGAGACACGGAAUUUACGUCUGGGGAGACGACGUUGCCAAAGCCAAGACCCAGUGUGAGAGCUUGGACUACCUGUUCCAGCUGGCGGUGGAGAUGCACAAAUUGGGUAUCCCAUGGGUGAAGCAAUAGAGCCGGAAAAGUUCG
Aspergillus steynii IBT 23096 is the source of this 1140-nucleotide messenger RNA. It is a transcript of the gene mde1, whose product is annotated as methylthioribulose 1-phosphate dehydratase MDE1. The record is from RefSeq and is a predicted model, not a curated record. Gene Ontology annotation, cellular component: cytoplasm. Gene Ontology annotation, molecular function: metal ion binding; methylthioribulose 1-phosphate dehydratase activity. The transcript has 3 exons. NCBI's taxonomy places the organism in Eukaryota, Fungi, Ascomycota, Eurotiomycetes, Eurotiales, Aspergillaceae. Bases 400 to 1125 code for a protein of 241 amino acids.